AUGGAGCCUGCUGCUGAUCCAUGGAAUAUCAAUCCUUCAGAAUUACUCAAAGGAUCGAUGAAUUCUGACCCUUACAUAGGGUUUGGUAAUACCAACAACAUUUACAAUAACAACAACCAUGUCGAGGCUUCAGGAAUGGGAUUUGGUCAAGACGAUCUUGAAAAGCUUUUAGGUUUUGGAUGUGAAGAUGUGGAUAAUUUACUCAGUCAGGAGUUGAAAGAUCUCGAUAUACCCCUAAUGCCUCGAGCCAGUAAGGUCAAUGGUAACGGUGCUGGUGACGGUGAUGGUAUAACUGGUCUUGGAUUUAGCGGUUUUAACGAAGAUCCCUACAGUUUGAAUCGUCAUAACAAUUCUCAUAAGAGAGAGCCCAGCGGGACGGCGAUCUUUGGGUUUCAUAAUCAUAAUAAAACUCUAAGUAUUUCUAAUUGGCAAAAGGCCUUCGGUGAUCCACGAGAACAGCAACAACAACAACAACAACAACAACAACAACUUCAGCAGCAACAACUUCAGCAGCAACCUCAGCAGCAAGCGCUCGGGUCCAUUGAGGAAACUAAUCCAGAUGGAUACCUUGGUCAGGUUCUCUUAAAACAACAGGAAGAACUUAGAAUAGCUCUUGAGAGGCAACAAGAGGUUAAUAAGAAGCUUGAAGAACAAUUAGAAGCGAAUAGAGUUCAACAAGAACGUUUGCAGAGGGUACUCGGCGAACAAGAUGUUACUGCUCACAAAUUUAUUUCCUCUGAGAGUGCUUCUCCUCAAAGUGCUACUAAGACUCCAGCAAACAAUGGUAAAAGUAGUACUAUUAUUGGUGAUGACGGUAAUAUAAUUGUUACUUCGAAUUCGAAUAAUGGUGGUUAUAAAUUCCCACCACCAGCAAAUUUAGAGCCCCCAGCUUACGGACCGGGAUCUCAUACAGCAAUGAACGGAUCUCCUCCAAGAAAGGUUUCUCGCGGCAGAACGCCUCCGAUUAAUGAUGAUUUACGUGAAGACGCGGAUGAAGACGUUGCUAUGACAAACUAUUUGAGGCCGGAGAUCGAACAAAAAGAAGCUGUUGCUGAUUCGUCGCAUUUCCUUAAGAAGAGAAAUGCUCAACCUGGUUUCACCAACGGAUUUUCAAUCCAAGAUCAAACUAGAUCUCCUGUGAACACUAGGUCAACGGUUCAUCACAAUAAGAAGGAAUCAACGAUCUCGACUGUAUCAACGAUCCCUCAACAUUUAGACGAUAACGAAAAUAGUGAUUCAGAUUCAGGAGGAUUAUUAGGUUUGGGUAUUCAAUCAAUGAACGGUAAAAGGGCUGUUCCUAGGAAUUAUUCUUUAAGACCGCCACCAGUAGAUAUAAUGCCACCGAUUCCAGGUUCCACUGAUAACACUCCUAUACCGAAACAACCGCAACUCCCGCAAAAACACAUCUUCCAACACACACCUGUGAAGAAUCAAUAUCCGCCUGUCAAGAGUCAACACCCACCAGUACAACAACCGACUCAAGGUUACUAUAGUAAUGCGGGCAUUAGUACUGGUAGUGGUACGAGCUUAGGUGAAAACCCCUUUAGAGAUCCGAUAGCCACUCCGCAGUUGAAACCGCCAUCUGAUCACAGUAGUCGUAGGAACAGUGGUUACAGUGCGGAUCAUAAUGAAAUUAUCGGAGGGCACAAGUCAGAUUUCAAUGGGGAAGAACAACAGAUGGAAGAUGGUGAUGAGCCUGAAAGUCGUUUUAUCGUUGCCAAAACUCCUUCACCAGUACUCAAAUCACAGGGUCGUUUUGAAGGAUCUUCACCUCAAUAUGAUACCACUAAUGUAAGUCCAAUAAAGAUUACAAGGAAACCUAGUACUUUACCUCGAGGGUCUAUUGACAAAUAUGUUAAAGAACUACCUGAUAAAUUGUUUGAAUGUCAAUAUCAUGGCUGUGGGAAAAUUUUCAAAAGAAGAUACAAUAUUAGAUCCCACAUUCAAACACAUUUAGAGGAUAGGCCCUACAUGUGUGAUUUUGAAGGUUGUGAUAAGGCUUUUGUCCGAAAUCAUGAUUUAGUAAGGCAUAAGAAAUCUCAUGCAGAAAAGUGCUAUGCUUGCCCUUGUGGUAAAAAAUUUAAUCGUGAAGAUGCGCUUAUAGUACACAGAAGUAGAAUGAUUUGUUCUGGCGGUAGAAGAUACGAGAACGUCGUAAUUAAAAAAUCGCCAAGAAGACGUGGCAGGCCGAAGAAAGAUGAUUACAGUAGUACUCACAGUAGUCCAGUUAAGGAGACUGUGGAAAGGAGUAAUGACGGGUAUCUGAUCUACAAAAUGGAAGAACAAUUACGCAAUGAAAUGGAAGAAUACGGUUUAUUACGUCCGCCGCCAAAUCUGGCGGUAACAAACCAUGCACUUCUACUGUCACCAUCACCGUCAUCGGACAAUAGUGAUAUGGGAUCUCCAAAAUACGAGCUCAAAGAACCUCAGAAAAAACCGUAA
Molecule: messenger RNA, 2442 nt
Organism: Zygosaccharomyces rouxii
Lineage: Eukaryota; Fungi; Ascomycota; Saccharomycetes; Saccharomycetales; Saccharomycetaceae
Gene: ACE2
Product: DNA-binding transcription factor ACE2
Exons: 1
Coding region: 1-2442 (813 amino acids)
Biological process (GO): regulation of transcription by RNA polymerase II
Cellular component (GO): nucleus
Molecular function (GO): DNA-binding transcription factor activity, RNA polymerase II-specific; RNA polymerase II cis-regulatory region sequence-specific DNA binding
Source: RefSeq, a predicted model, not a curated record